Messenger RNA from Seriola dumerili (greater amberjack), 2405 nucleotides. RefSeq names its product interleukin 4 induced 1 (gene il4i1). The record is from RefSeq and is a predicted model, not a curated record. Gene Ontology annotation, biological process: amino acid catabolic process. Bases 103 to 1623 code for a protein of 506 amino acids. The transcript has 7 exons. Lineage: Eukaryota; Metazoa; Chordata; Actinopteri; Carangiformes; Carangidae. Gene Ontology annotation, molecular function: polyamine oxidase activity; L-amino-acid oxidase activity.
AAACUUGUUUGGUAGGUUUCCUUUUCCUCCCAUAGUGUCAGUAUCAGCAGCAGAAGGAAGAAGUCCAGACCCUGGAGUUUCAUCCUCAAGACGAUCCCUCACAUGGCGCUCUGUAAAUUCUUUCCUCUGGUUCUGGUGGGGGUUGUGGUGUUUGCUGUGAGUGGGAUCAUUGGAGACCCUCUGUACGAGUGCCUCCAAGACACAGACUACGGCGAGCUUCUCGACAUUGUGGAUAAAGGCCUUCCUACCGCCAAGACACCUCGUCACGUGGCGAUCAUCGGUGGGGGCAUCGCCGGACUGACCGCCGCAAAGUUUUUGGAAGAUGCUGGCCAUAAGGUGACCAUAAUAGAGGCGAGCAACCGUAUUGGAGGACGUGUGGAGACCUUCAGGAACAGAAGAGAGGGCUGGUACGCAGAAGUCGGCGCCAUGAGGAUCCCCAGCUUUCAUAAGAUUCUGCUUUCCUUUGCCUCUAAAUUAAAAAUUUCCCUAAACCACUUCAUCCAAGACGACAUCAACACCUACUAUUUGGUAAACGGAGUGCUACAGAAAACCUAUGCUGUUGAAAACAACCCCGAUGUGCUCAACUACACUGUGACUGACAGAGAGAGGGGGAUGUCAGCAGCUAAGCUCUUCAGUCAGGCGCUGUGGAAGGUGAGGGAUGACCUCAAGAUCAUCGGCUGCAGUGCCAUGCUGGAUAAAUACGACUCCUACACGGUGAAGGAAUAUCUGGUGAAGGAGGGCAACCUGAGUCGUGGCGCCUUGAGGAUGAUCGGGGACCUCCUGAAUGAAAACAGCCUCUUCUACACGUCACUGAUAGAGAUGCUGUACAUACAGUCAGACAUCAACGACAACACUGAGUACUUUGAAGUGACAGACGGCUUUGACCACCUCCCCAGGGCUUUCUACCAGGUGCUAAACGCCACCAUCCUUCUCAACUCCAAGGUGAAGCUGAUCAACCAAACAGGCAGCAACAAUGUAACCGUAACAUACCAGGACUGGCACAAUUCAGGAACCCUGACCAACCUAACGGUGGACUACGCACUGGUUACAGCCACGGCCAAAGCCACCCUCUUCAUCAACUUCCAGCCCCCUCUCUCCGGGAACAAGAUGGAGGCGCUGCGCUCGGUUCAUUACGCCAGCUCCACCAAGGUGGUGCUCAGCUUCAAGGAGCGCUUCUGGGAGAAAGAGGGCAUCAGAGGAGGGAAGAGCAUCACUGACCGCCCCUCUCGCUUCAUCUACUACCCCAGCCACAGCUUCCCUGGUACGGCUGCAGGGGCCCUCCUGGCGUCUUACACCUGCUCUGACGACUCCACCCUCUUCCAAGGGAUGAGCGAGGAGGAGCUGAUGGCUGUGGUCCUGGAGGACUUAAUCCAGAUCCACGGAGAGGUGAUAAGGGAUCUGUGUACAGGGGGGAUGGUGAAGAAGUGGGGUUUGGAUCCCUACAGUCUGGGAGCCUUCGCCCUGUUCACGCCAUACCAGGGACACUAUGCCCAAGAGCUGUUCCAGAGGGAGGGGCUGGUCUACUUUGCAGGGGAACACACAGCCACACCUCAUGGGUGGAUUGAAACUGCCAUGAAGUCUGCACUGAGGGCAGCUAAAAAUAUUAACAGCCUGACACUGUAGUCCUGUAAAAUAUAUAUAUAUUUAAAUAUGUUCCAACAUGUUCAGUCUUAUAGGAUUUGUCUGACACAUUGUUUAGCUGUAUAUCUGGUGUCCGGUCUGUCAGUGUCAACCCACUUAUGUCAUAUUUAUUGAUCCAGGUAUUUAGGUAUGACUAUUGGCAGCCCCCAACUGACAUUUUGAUCAGAUAAGCAUUAAUGCAAAAGUAAUUAUUAGCCCCAUGCAGGGUUUUACUUUGAUAUUUUAGAGGAUAUUCAAUGAUUUUCUGCCAGAAUAAAACAACAAUUAGAGCUGCGAGUAACAAACACUAAUUUUCAGAACCUUCUCAGUGAAACAAUCUUUGUUUUUGGUUUAUAAUAGUGAAAAAAGAAUAACAUAAUUUUCCAGAACCUAAGGUGAUGUAUAAAAGCUGCUGUUCACAACCUCAAUAUAUUCAGUUUACUAUCAUUUAAAACAAAGAAAAGUAGUAAAUCUUUGCAUUUGAGAAGCUGGACCAGCAAAUGUUUGUUCAUUUUUUUACUGCAAAGUGACUCAUAAGUUUUCAAAAUAGUUGCUGAUUAAUUUUAUGUUAAUCAACCAAUCGAUUAACUGUCUCAUCAGUUCAGAUCUACACCAAAUACAUCAGCAGCAUCACAAAAUACUGGCUUUUGUUUUGAUUGACCAAGAUGAAAUGAGUUACAUCAAGGUUUAUUCUGUCUGUUCCAACAUUUCAUGUCUUUCAUUUCUGUCUUUUUUUACUUAGUGUCAGCUGCUUUAUAUUUCACUCACUUAAAAUUUACUUUACG